This is a messenger RNA of Nymphaea colorata (pocket water lily), 1342 nucleotides long. RefSeq lists its product as uncharacterized. The transcript is spliced from 2 exons. The record is from RefSeq and is a predicted model, not a curated record. Bases 245 to 1075 code for a protein of 276 amino acids. Lineage: Eukaryota; Viridiplantae; Streptophyta; Magnoliopsida; Nymphaeales; Nymphaeaceae.
CAAUUUCUGGAAUAUGAGGAGGUAGUUCUUAUUCAUGAAAAGUUGGUAAAUUUCUGAAAAAAAGAGUGAGGGAGAAAAGGUUGCCGCCCCAUUUUUUGGAAAAAAAGAAAUUUGGUGGACGUGGGAGCACUGAACACCAUUCGUCUUCAUGGUAGCCUCUCAUUCCUCCUCCCGCACGAAGCGAGACGUCUCUCUCCCUCUUUCUCUCUCGCGGAGUUGAGGUGAGCAGAGAUGAAGUGAGAGGAUGGUGUCGAUGGUCAUGGCUCAUCUCCUAUCUUGUCACCUGUAUUUCUGCUCUGGCCUGCCCUCCCCACGAGCGACCAAUAGGGGGAAAUGGGCACAGUCGACUCCCCAUCAUGGCCUUCCGAGGAACACUCCAUACCCAUCUCCACUUCUGAGCUCGCCCUCCCUCUCCUCAGUGGUCUCCUCCUUCCUUAUCACUAAGUUGGGGACUGCAGUCCAGGAGGAGGUUGACGACAAAGAACAUAACGAUUUCUACGUCAAUCUGGGCUCUGCUGUUAGAACUCUCAGGGAAGACUUGCCUCUCAUGUUCACUAAAGAUCUCAAUUACGAAAUAUACAGGGAAGAUAUAACGUUUAUUGACCCGUUGAAUAGAUUUAAUGGAAUCGAGAAUUACAAACUCAUUUUCUCAGCACUGCGUUUCCACGGACGGCUACUUUUUAAGGAGAUUUGGCUAGAGAUAUGUAAGAUUUGGCAGCUUUCGGAGAAUGUAAUACUUAUCCGCUGGACUCUCCAUGGCAUUCCCCGAGUGCCUUGGGAGUCAAAAGGGCAGUUCCAGGGGACUUCAAAGUACAAACUGGAUCGGAAGGGGAAAAUUUAUGAACACACAGUUGAUAAUUUGGCUCUCAAUUUCCCGAAAACGUUGUCCCCUGUUUCAGCUCUUGAUAUGGUCGCUGCUAGCUGCUCAGCAAGUCCAAAGCCAACAUUUUUUAGUGGCUGUGUGAAUUUUCCAAACUAUCCCUUUGAAACGUCAUCAUGGUUGAAUUUCUAUUUGGCAGUCAAACAAACUUUGGAUCAAGAAGGCCAUCAGCUUACUUUUGCUUGUUGCAGAUGAUGAAUUUUGAUCUUGCUGUUUUUGUCAUGUGGCCUUUAACUUAAUCUUGCUGAUAUUGUCAUGUGCCUUAAAGGUGCUCUAAGAGAAGUGUUACCUGCAAUAUUGAUGUGGUCAAAGAUUAAUACAAAUGUUCUAAGAUAUGAAUUCGUCCAUUAUGUCAUAAAUUUUGUGGAUAUGCAACAAGGGGAUGUGUACAUAGGUGAUUGUAAUCUAACAUUCUUAUAGCAACUUUUAAAUAAAGCAUCAUGCUGUUUUUCUUGAACUUGA